Molecule: messenger RNA, 1014 nt
Organism: Penicillium odoratum
Lineage: Eukaryota; Fungi; Ascomycota; Eurotiomycetes; Eurotiales; Aspergillaceae
Product: SUR7/PalI family protein
Exons: 2
Coding region: 1-1014 (337 amino acids)
Biological process (GO): fungal-type cell wall organization
Cellular component (GO): plasma membrane; cell cortex of cell tip
Source: RefSeq, a predicted model, not a curated record
AUGGCUGAUGGGACCGACACCGUCAGGCGUAGAAUGCCGUUCUUCCGCAGCGCCCGAGCUAAUCCCCAGCCAAUCGCUCGGCGCCCCCAAUCAACAGUCAACUGGCAUCGUGGCAUUCGCUCUUUAUUCUAUUUAAUCGCCUUUAUCUUCUUAAUCUUGGUGGAGAUCGCAAAUACAUCCAACAAACCCGUCUUACGUGACACUUACUUUCUCUACCUCGAUCUGUCCAACAUCAUCCCAGUCUCCGUCCCCAAUGCCGUCCUGAUCAACUCCAUCGCCCAGUCCAUUGGUCUGCAUGAUUUCUACCAGGUUGGAUUGUGGAACUUUUGCGAGGGCUACGAUGGUCAAGGCAUUACACACUGCUCCAAGCCGAAGACUUUGUACGCCUUUAACCCCGUGGAGAUCAUUGUCAAUGAGCUCUUGUCUGGCGCCAGUAUCGCACUACCCUCCGAUAUUACCAGCCCACUUAAGCUCGCUCGACUAGCAUCACGAUGGAUGUUUGGAAUCUUCCUCGCGGCUACAGUUUUGAAUUUCGUCAUGAUUUUCGUCAGUCCCCUGGCGGUCUCGGCCCGCCCGCCACAAGCGAUCAAAUAUUUGUUUGGCAAGGAACAGGCAGGAGAACCCGACGCCCGCAUGCCUCACCGUCGAUGCACUUUUAUCUUCCUUCGCUCUCUACCAUUCAUGUUCUUAACAUUCUUCACGGCGCUGCUGACGAUCGUAGGAUCGGCUAUUGCUACUGUCAUGUGGAUUAUUUUCGCCAAUGUCUUUGCAAGUGCGGACCCUAGUUUGAACAUCAAGGCUCAUGUUGGGAGGCAGAUGUUUGCGUUCAUGUGGAUCGCUUCGUUCUUUAGUCUGCUUGGUUUCAUCAUUCAGAUUGGAGAUUGUUGUGCCGCUUGUUGUGGUGGCCGGAAAGCACGCAAGAAGCUUAAGCAGGAUGGAACUGUUUUGCGGGAGAAAUCUUCGGGGGAUUCCGACUCGCCUCAAUCUGAACCUCAUGCCAUCACUACGGAUUGA